CUUGAUGGAAGGCACACCGUGGCACCUUCUGGGCAGCGGUUGGACGCGUGCGGGUAAGAUUGCCGACCCAUCGAUGUCCGUUGCAUCCAUGCAUGGGUCAAAGAGAAAGAAAAAAAUGUCUCAGGGACCAAAACGCCGGCACAUGCACAACCGGAACUCAACAUGAAGUCUAAGCUCUGACGGUAAACACAUCAUUCUGUUCUAUUCUCCGCUUAAUGUUAUUGGUAUAGACUUGUAGCUUCUUGUCCCAGCCUUCUCGUUUCCUUCCUUCGGCGACACCUUGCGAAAGCACGCCCGUACGGACCACCUUAAUACUCCAAACCCACCUCGGUCGGCCGUUUCUCCCCCACGAUGGACGGCAUCUACGACACGGCCGCCAUGGUCGGCAACCGGGUCAAGACCAACCUGGGCUCGUCCUUCACAAACAUGUCGGCGCAGCAGUGGAUCCGGCUCGUCGCGGUCGUGGGCGCCUACAUGCUGCUGAGGCCGUACCUGCUCAAGCUGGCCGAGCGCACGCAGCGCAAGCAGCUCGAGAAGGAGGAGGCCGAGCGCGAGGCCGAGGCCGCGCAGCAGCGCGCCGCCAUCUCGCCCAACGAGCUGCGCGGCCGCCGAAUCGAGAUCCCCGACGACAGCGAUAGCGAUGACGACGGUGGUAGCGGCAAGCCCGCCGUGGCCCAGUGGGGCAAGAAGGCCAGGCGGCGGCAGCGCGCCGUCGCCCGCAGGAUGGUGGAGGAGAGCGAGAGCAGGCUCGCCGACGCCGAGGGCGACGAGGACGACAAGGACAUUGAGGAGUUCCUCGUCGGCUAGGCGCGGGGGGGUUGGGUGGGCCGCCAGGGGACGUAAUGAUCCCCCCAUGCCGUCUUUGCCGGAGGGUACCUGUGGCCAGGCUGGGAAUGUGCAGUGAGGAGCGGGCUGGGAGUGGAGGAGGGCUCGACGGCCCGGGCUGCGACUGCGAGCACGGCGCGCCCCAAUAGUGACGGGGCUGGGCGUGCCUUUGCGGUGCUUGUCUGGCUCCAAUCACCACCUGUCAUGUGCCGGCGUCCAUCCAUGUGAUUGACGCCAUCACCACCCCGCCCACCUGUGCGGAUUAAGCCGCUGUGCGGAGGCAGGGGUAGGAGUUACUUGUACCAUGGUGUACUUUUUUGUAUCUCGGCAGCAUGGGUUUCGUGGCGGCCCCCAGGCAAUGCA
Gaeumannomyces tritici R3-111a-1 is the source of this 1188-nucleotide messenger RNA. RefSeq lists its product as hypothetical. The record is from RefSeq and is a predicted model, not a curated record. NCBI's taxonomy places the organism in Eukaryota, Fungi, Ascomycota, Sordariomycetes, Magnaporthales, Magnaporthaceae. Bases 352 to 807 code for a protein of 151 amino acids. Gene Ontology annotation, biological process: protein transport. The transcript has a single exon.